Menidia menidia (Atlantic silverside) is the source of this 1245-nucleotide messenger RNA. Lineage: Eukaryota; Metazoa; Chordata; Actinopteri; Atheriniformes; Atherinopsidae. The record is from the annotation of a GenBank genome assembly.
AUGGGAAUUCGAAAAAAGACCAACAAAAACCCGCCGGUGUUGAGCCACGAGUUUGUCAUCCAGAACCAUGCAGAUAUUGUUUCCUGUGUUGCUAUGGUGUUCCUCCUCGGGCUGAUGUUUGAGGUCACCUCGAAGUUUGCAGUGUUAUUCAUAACUGUACAGUACAAUGUGACCAUCUCCACAAACGAGGCCCCAGAGGAGACUGCUGUCAACCACUUCCACCACGGCAUCAAGGACUUGGCUACUAUCUUCUUCUACAUGCUGGUGGCCAUCAUCAUGCAUGCCAUCAUUCAGGAGUACGUGCUCGACAAACUCAACAGAAAGAAGCACUUCUCCAAAACCAAGCACAGCAAGUUUAAUGAGUCGGGCCAGCUCAGCGCCUUCUACUUAUUCUCCUUUGGCUGGGGAACAAGCAUCCUGCUGUCUGAAAAGUUCCUGUCCAAUCCAGUCACCCUGUGGGAGGGUUAUCCCCACACACUGAUGCCAUUCCAGAUGAAAUUCUACUACAUUUGUCAGCUGGGCUACUGGCUUCAUGCUCUCCCAGAGCUCUAUUUCCAAAAGACGAAAAAAGAGGAUGUUCCACGCCAGCUUGUGUACGUCUUCCUGUACCUGGCCCACAUCGCUGGCGCCUACAUUCUGAACCUGAACCGUCUGGGCCUGGUCCUGUUGGUGUUGCACUACUUUGUCGAGCUCCUGUUUCAUGUGUCCCGCCUGGUCUACUUCAGCAACGAGAACAGACAAAUGGGAUUCACCAUAUGGGCCGUCCUGUUUGUGCUGGGGCGGUUGCUCACCCUGUCCUUGUCGGUCCUCACGGUUGGCUUUGGCCUCUCCACAGCUGAGAACCAAGGCUUCGAUUUGGCCACUGGCAACUUUAAUGUUGUCUUUGUUCGGGUAACUGUCCUGGCCGCCAUCUGCCUCACGCAGGCCUUCAUGAUGUGGAAGUUUAUCAACUUUCAGUUGCGCCGAUGGAGAGAGCAUGCCCAGGCUCAGAGCUUGAAAAAGAAACAGGCCGCCCCUAAGAGCAAAUCAAAGAAAGACAAAGAACCAUCUCCCUUGGGCCUCUGUGGCUUUAUCCAGCCAGCUGACUCCAGCUCCCUGACCUGGUGUGUGUUUUCAGCUCUCACACAGGACUGCCAUCCAGGCUGGACGUCCAGGGACCGUUUAGCUUUGCUCGCCGCCAGUGGUCCAGCACACCUGGGGGCGCUGCUGGCCCGGGUUCAGCUGAGAGGACUCCGGCUGCUCUGA